AGUGAGCAAGAUAGCUGACACAGGGCAUUGGAUAACUGUGGUUUUCCUGCACUCAAGAAGCAACAACUUUGCAAUCGUUAAAAUAUGUUAAGCAAUGUGCAACAACUAUGUGCGUUGUAUUCUAAAAUGACAGCACUGUAAAUAAGGAAGAUACAUUUUGCAUAUGUUUCUCAGAUUUUCGAAGAAAGUCAUCUAAGGAAUAGGUUCUGAAAAUAAUUAUUUCUAUAAGUGCUCUAGUGUGUUGAUAAUGUUACAAAGAUGGAAAUUCCCAAAUGGAGAUUACAUGGAUUUCUAAUAUAAUAAGGAACCAAUAUGAAUUACCCAAUCCUUCUAAAUACUCUAACACCUUAAUCAAUGGUGACCACACAGGAUUCAAUGCAUGCAGUGCAGUUAAUUGGAUGGAAACUUCUCUGGAGUGUGAGGUAUAAGAAUGAAAAUGAAUAAUUCAGAACUUCAUAACAUAAGUUCAAACACGUCAGAAGCUGCCUGCUUUCGUGACACAGUGAUUACUCAGCGGAUACUGCCAUUACUGUAUCUGGCCAUUUUUAUUGGAGGGCUAUUUCUGAACAGUCUUGCUGCAUGGAUAUUUGUUGAAGUUUCUCAUCAUUCCAGCUUUACAGUGUACCUCAAGAAUAUUGUUGUGGCGGAUAUUCUGAUGAGCUUGACAUUUCCUGUUAAGAUCAUCAGCGAUUCCGGACUUGGAUCUUGGGAGCUAAAAGUAUUUAUCUGCCGUUUUUCUGCUGUUAUUUUUUAUUUAAAUAUGUACAUUGGAAUUAUAUUUUUAGGUCUGAUCAGCUUUGAUAGGUACAUUAAAAUUGUAAAGCAGUCAGGUACCUUUGUCACGCCAGCAUUUGCAAGAACAGCCUCGGCAGCAGUGUGGAUCUUCAUGUUGGUUUUACUUGUGCCAAAUAUCAUCUUAACCAGUAACCCUGCCACCCAAGAGAACUCACAAAACUGCAUGAAUCUGAAGAGUUAUUUGGGGCGAAGAUGGCAUGAGGUAUCAAAUUACAUGUCAGUAGCAAUUUUUUGGAUUGUUCUCAUUUUGCUUGUAGUUUGCUAUACCUUAAUAUCUAAGAAAGUGUAUGACUCUUACAGAAAGUUUAGGAGAAAUUCUGAAGCAACAACUAGAAGGUCAACUCGUAACAUCUUCAGUAUUAUUAUAAUAUUUUUUUUAUGUUUUGUACCAUAUCAUGUUUGCCGACUUCCUUAUACAUUUAGCCAAACAACAGUUCACUUUAAUUGUCAAAUGAAGACCAGGUGGUAUUAUAUCAAAGAAAUAACACUGUUACUGUCUUCACUAAAUGUAUGUCUAGAUCCUACAAUUUAUUUUCUAUUAUGUAGGUCAUUCAGAGAACUGUUAAUGAGAAAAUUACAUUUUCAGUUAAGAUCAUCAAGAAUAGCAGAGUUUCUUGAUACACAAAGGAGGUCAUCAACAGCAGCUAACAGUGAAAGCAUUUUAUAAGUAGAUAUUUUUUACAAGAGGAUAUAGUGAGGUCUGUGUUAAGUUACUGCAAGUAGUAUGUCACAGAUAUAGUGCUUAAAGGGUGCAACUAUAGUGAAAUUUACUGCCUAAUGAAAACAGAGAAGUUUCUUCACAAGUAGAUUUCGGGGCAGUUCUCAGCAUUUCAAUUUUUAUAAAAUACUGAAGUGAAUUGCUCUCAGCCAUAUAGACGUAUACCAUGUAGCCACCCUCUUUUUCUGUUAGCCUUUUUUGAUGGUAUGUUGGAUUACAUCACACCACUAGGCACAAAAAAUAUUAAGCAGUCAAAAGUUAAGGCAUAGAUCUGAUCAGUGGAACAUACUAGUAAAAUUUUUUUUUCAAAAGCGAUAACAAGCAAUACAUAACAGGUGGGCUUGUAGAUGGUGUUGAAUUAUGAUUAGAAAUAUAUUUCAUUUAACAGGGCUGUUUAUUGUGGGCACAUUUUACAAGAUCAGAAUAUGAAGAUAGCUGGUUUUACCUCUUGUAGAAUGGCAAGGUUUGAAAACCAUAUUACUACAUUUUUCAGGCAGACAGUUAUUUGCAUGUUAAUUGGUAAAUACAGUCAUUAUAUACUUAAAGCAUAGUCCUUGCUUAAGCACUUUAUUAUGUCUGAUUCAGAAUGUAAGUCCAACAUGAGCAUUGAUAGUGCCACAGCCAUCAGAUGAGAUAAAAUGAAAAAAGCACUUCCGCACUGUAAUGAUAUAUGGUAAUGACAAUGCUAGUAAGUAAAGCUUUGAUCUGCAGAGUUUCAUACUGUCAUUGUGGGUGUGAUUCCCACAGUUUCUUGUUAUAUACACUGAGCAGUUCACUUAACCAAGCCAGUUCUGCAAGAUCACUACUUAAAAGUAAAUUUUUGUGCAUGUCUAGCUGCCUCAUAUGAUGAAAAAACACAUAUAAAUGAAUGAAAGUCAAAGCAUUUUAAACUAGUAAAACAAAUAAAUGAUUUAAGUGCUUCUGAUGAUGUAAAGAACCAUUAUACUAAAUGCAAAAUAAGCAUGGUAAAACAACCUUCAUGCCUUAGUUUUUCAAUGUAAAAUAUGUAACAUGCUAGUUUUAAAGUAUAUCAUUUUGCUUCAAGAUCUACAAUAGAUUUAAUAAAUGGAGUAAUUAUUACACAUUCUGGAUACUUCAAAUUAAGUAUGCUUAGAUUUGAUUCCUGGGAAAUGUGGAAAACAUGAUAAUUAUGAGUAUUAGAGCUUUCAAUGUCCUCAAUAUAUUGCCUAAUCUUAAUUGCAGAAGUCAUCCUUGCAGUUUUCAGUGUCAAAUAUUCUGUAAAUGUAUGCAUUUAAAACAUAUUAUAGUUAAAAAAAUCACAAAGAAAAUUAAAGUUAGUCUGUUUGUGGCAUGUAACAAGAGGAACAGAGUGAAAGCUUCCCUCUUCAUAUUUUAGCCAAUUAAUCCACUCUCCGUUGAAUACACUCAUGCAUAUUUCUUCUACUUACAAGGAAAAUUAUUUACAGCAUCUCUUCAAAAUCAUAUGCCAGAUUAAAAAUAUUGAUGCUGUCAUGAGUGUUUAAAAAAGCAAAAAUGUGCAACAGACUGCAUGUCCAAUUUUAAGAUCAGCUUGUUUAUUAUAUUUACUAUAACUGUUCUAUUUAGAAUUUGACAGCUGACAUUUUAAUUGGUAGAAAUAGCAACAGUAAUAUAUUACUGGCAUACAAUCAGCUAACAAAUAUGCAGUACUUGGAAGCUGAGAGUUUAAAAUGGCCAUUUCUUUCAAUUGCGUUAUAAUGCAAUUCUUAGCAAAAUUACACUUAAAAAUAAAAUCUUAAACAUUCUUUUAAUUGUGACAUACUAUUUAUAUUGAUUAAAAGACACGAUGAAAUCUGUUAGAGCUGAAUCACUAUGUACUAAUCUUCUUCUUCUUCUUUCGGCUUUUCCCGGUUAGGGGUUGCCACAGUAGAUAACUUGUCCGUUCAAGA
Molecule: messenger RNA, 3402 nt
Organism: Protopterus annectens (West African lungfish)
Lineage: Eukaryota; Metazoa; Chordata; Ceratodontiformes; Protopteridae
Gene: P2RY14
Product: purinergic receptor P2Y14
Exons: 3
Coding region: 431-1462 (343 amino acids)
Biological process (GO): G protein-coupled receptor signaling pathway
Cellular component (GO): membrane
Molecular function (GO): G protein-coupled purinergic nucleotide receptor activity
Source: RefSeq, a predicted model, not a curated record